AUGCGGCGCCAGGCAAUAAAAUGGUGGCCAAAGAGGCCGCACUCUGAGCCCCCAUCAACACCGACAUCAUCCAGAGGGGACGACAUCGGCAUUGUCAUCUCCUUUCCCGCAGCGUCGAGUCCGAGAAGAGCCCACCACCUCUCGCCACUCCACGGUUUCAUCCUAGGCCUGCAGCAGCAGCAUCAUCAUAAACAACAACAGCCGCGCGCCCCAGGCAGCCUCCACAUUGAACGCGCCGUGUGCCGGCUCGAAGCCGAGCGGCGGAAACACACGGAGAGGAAGCUCAAACAACGGCAUCAUCAGCGGCACGUUCAGGAAGCUGCCGCGCGCCAUGCAGUGAGCGGCGGCAGCGUACCUGAACAAAAGCUCGCCCGCGCCGAGCCCGAACCAGGCGAGUUUGAUCUCAGCCACUCGAUAUUAAAGCGCGCCUUCACGGCGCUCUCGAUGCCUUUCCUGGCAUAUUACCUCUGGGAUUCCGGUCAGGCGGCGCACUCUGCAUGA
Molecule: messenger RNA, 501 nt
Organism: Lasiosphaeria miniovina
Lineage: Eukaryota; Fungi; Ascomycota; Sordariomycetes; Sordariales; Lasiosphaeriaceae
Exons: 2
Coding region: 1-501 (166 amino acids)
Source: RefSeq, a predicted model, not a curated record